AUGCCGGGAAAAAGACCGAGAAGAAAAUUAACUAAGAAGAAGCAGCGCCAAUACCGACGACAAAAAAAGGCAAAAGAACGCGACCGACUGGAGGAAGAGGCGGAGAACCAAAGACUAUCCGAUCCAGAGUACCAGAAGUGGCAAAAGCAGCAGUAUGAACUGGAGGAGUUCCAGCGCCUAGCCUUAGAAAGGAAACAUCUGGAGGAGGAGGAAACAUGGCUCCGACGGGAGGCCAUCGCUCAACGACAGUUUCGUUUAGAUGAUGCCAGGAGACGCAAAGAGCAGUCAGAAGCGGAACGCCUGAUGGGGGAGCAAGCCAGGGAGCUGGCGGAAAGGGAAGAGGCACGAAGGAAAGUGAGAGAAGAAAAUGAACGUCAGAUCGCCAAGGCAAAUGCCGAAUUUGAAGCUAUGAUGCAAAAUAUGCACGAGUACCUUAACAACCCUCAGCUGGAGAAGCCCCCAAAACACCUGCUGCGCAUAAUGGAAACGCAUCCGGGAGAACGUGCUUGCGAGCUCUAUUCCCGCACCAAUUGUUGUCGUUAUGGACACAGUUGCACCUUCAACCACCCACGACCUAUGCUUUCACGAAUUCUGCUCAUUCGGCACUUCUUUAGCCAUAGCCUGCUCCAGGAGCGAAAGGUUCACAAGGAGUACGCCUCUGCGGAUGAAGAACUGGAACUGACUGAGCAGGAUCUUCGCAGCGACUACGAUGAAUUCUUCGAGGAUGCCGUAAAGGAGCUAGAAAAGUUCGGCAGCAUCAUCAAUUUCCGAGCAUUGCGAAAUACCCUGGAACAUCUAAGGGGUCACGUCUUUGUAGAAUACGCCCACGAACGGUCAGCGUUACGUGCCUUUAUAAACCUCCAAGGACGCUAUUACGCCUCGAGGCGUCUUAACGUCGAGUUCUCACAUUUAAAAACUUGGCGUGGGGCAGUUUGCGGUAUGUCCUUAACACGAAAAUGUCCCAAAGGUAACACCUGUCUCUACCUGCACUUGUUCCGCAAUCCCAAGAAUCUGUUCAACAGGGAUCUGGAGAAAACGACGACUCCAAGAAGCGACCGCAACUUUAGUCAGACUCCCACAGUCAGGACUCCCUCAGCCAGUUGGGACAGUCAAGACGAGCCUGGUCGUAACUGGCGCUGGUCGGAGAGUCCCGAACCAGAUCUUAAAAGUUCCAAAGAUCUCAGCAACCAGAAGUCUCGAACAAGAAGCCACUCAAAUCGAUCUCAUUCUGAGCAUCAUUCCAAGUCCUUUAAAUCCAAUCGGGACUGCAGCUCCUCAGGAUCUCGAUCCUCACAUAAUCACAGAUCUAGAAGAUCAUCUAAUAGUGACUCAAAGCACCACAAAUAAAUGCCAAAGUAU
Molecule: messenger RNA, 1359 nt
Organism: Drosophila bipectinata
Lineage: Eukaryota; Metazoa; Arthropoda; Insecta; Diptera; Drosophilidae
Product: U2 small nuclear ribonucleoprotein auxiliary factor 35 kDa subunit-related protein 2
Biological process (GO): mRNA splicing, via spliceosome
Cellular component (GO): spliceosomal complex; U2AF complex
Molecular function (GO): pre-mRNA 3'-splice site binding; metal ion binding
Source: RefSeq, a predicted model, not a curated record